AUGGUGAUGAAAGAACUCAAGGAAUGGCUCGAUGAAUGGCCUGCCGUACGUGAAGUAGUCGACGACUUGGUUUUAAGUCUUAAACGCAGACAACUCCAUGGAUCGUAUGAAACAGCCAAGAUGACGACAAAUGUAUUAUGCAAAGUGCUUGAAACAGUUGAAUGGUCAACAGCUGGAGAAAUCUUGGAAAAGAUUCGUCAACUUGGCUAUAUGCUCACUACUGCACAUACACAUGAAUUAGUCAUUGGCAAUGUCGUACGUCGUGUAUUAUAUAUCAUUCGUGAAGAGCAUUUGAAUGCUUUAAAGGUAUUAGCACCGACUACUGGUACUAGCCCGCCAGCAACACAUACUUUGGGUUUAUCAUCAAACCGGAAUAAUAAUUUGUCGCGUUCGUUGGAUACAAUCUUAACGCCUGGAACGGAUACUGAUCUUUCAAUUCCUAUUACGGAUCUUAAACUUUCUGUUAUGGAAGGAAUUGCUGAACUUGUUGAUGAGAUUGAAAACUUACAUGUUAAUAUUGCUGAUCAAGCGAUGGAAUAUAUUCAUACUGAUGAAGUAAUUUUGACGUUUGGCUUGUCAUUAUCAGUUGAAGCUUUUCUAAAGACAGCAGCAAAGAAACGGUCAUUUAAAGUGAUUGUUGUCGAAUCUGCUCCUUCUUUAAAUGGCCAGAAUAUGGCUCAUGUAUUGGCAGAGAGUGGCAUACAUGUGACGGUUAUUCCGGACAGUGCAGUCUAUGCUUUAAUGGCACGUGUGAAUAAAGUGGUCGUGCCUGCAGCUGCUGUGGUUGCUAAUGGAGGUUUGAUCGCACAAUCUGGACUGCAAAAUAUUGCACUCGCUGCGAAAAAAUGCUCCGUACCGGUUGUAUGCGUGGCCGGUUUGAUUAAAUUGUCUCCACUCUAUGCACACGACUUGGACGUUUUAAGCGAACUCUUAGCUCCAUCGAGCAUCUACAAUUAUGAAGAUAUUGUGGACAAUCUCGAGGUCUUGAAUCCAGCGUAUGAUUAUGUGCCACCUGAGUGUGUAAUGCUUUUGAUCACGAACACAGGAGCUCAUCAGCCAUCGUACAUUUACCGUCUACUUGCUGAGUAUUACUCGCCUCAGGAUUAUCAGCUAAGCUAA
Molecule: messenger RNA, 1119 nt
Organism: Plasmopara halstedii
Lineage: Eukaryota; Oomycota; Peronosporomycetes; Peronosporales; Peronosporaceae
Product: translation initiation factor eif-2b beta subunit
Exons: 6
Coding region: 1-1119 (372 amino acids)
Biological process (GO): translational initiation
Cellular component (GO): eukaryotic translation initiation factor 2B complex
Molecular function (GO): guanyl-nucleotide exchange factor activity; translation initiation factor activity
Source: RefSeq, a predicted model, not a curated record